This is a messenger RNA of Mya arenaria, 528 nucleotides long. RefSeq names its product circumsporozoite protein-like. Bases 1 to 528 code for a protein of 175 amino acids. The transcript has a single exon. The record is from RefSeq and is a predicted model, not a curated record. Lineage: Eukaryota; Metazoa; Mollusca; Bivalvia; Myida; Myidae.
AUGGUGAUAUAUGUGCACUUUACAGAAUCUGAUAAGGGUCUCCAAGAAAACAGGCGCGACCCGAGAGUGUCCCAGAAACAUGCACAGGAAGUGUUUUACACGGAAGGGAGCCAAGAGUCUAUCCACAUGCAGCAAAUGGCGCCAGGCGGUCCGCCGCACAUGCAAGAUCCCAGCCUAUCACAAGAUGGGAUAGGCAGUCCACCCCACAUGCAAGAUCCCAGCCUCUCACAAGGUGGGAUAGACGGUCCGCCCCACAUGCAGGAUCCCGGCCUCUCACAAAGUGGGAUAGGCAGUCCACCCCACAUGCAAGAUCCCAGCCUCUCACAAGGUGGGAUAGGCAGUCCACCCCACAUGCAAGAUUCAAGCCUCUCACAAUGUGGGAUAGACGGUCCGCCCCACAUGCAAGAUCCCAGCCUCUCACAAGGUGGGAUAGACAGUCCACCACACAUGCAAGAUCCCGGCCUCUCACAAGGUGGGAUUGGCAGUCCGCCAAACAUGCAAGAUCCCGGCGUCUCACAAGGUGGAUAG